Momordica charantia (bitter melon) is the source of this 2834-nucleotide messenger RNA. Its product is annotated as ATP binding microtubule motor family protein. Gene Ontology annotation, biological process: microtubule-based movement. Lineage: Eukaryota; Viridiplantae; Streptophyta; Magnoliopsida; Cucurbitales; Cucurbitaceae. The record is from RefSeq and is a predicted model, not a curated record. Gene Ontology annotation, molecular function: ATP hydrolysis activity; ATP binding; microtubule motor activity. Gene Ontology annotation, cellular component: kinesin complex; nucleus; microtubule.
ACGAGGGUGAUCGGUCGCGACUGGAAGAUGGAGAAGGAGAACAGCAGUCCAGUGCAGUGUCCGAACACGGUGACGGUUCGGAGAAACCCUCACCGGCGAGCAAGAGCUACGCCUACCGUGAAAGCAGCUCCCGACUCCAAUCCUUCUUCCUCUGCCAUUUCUUCAUUUCCAAUUCAAGAAAUUCUUGCCAUGGAACUUCCUCAAAACCCUAAAGACAAUUACUCAUCGUCCCUUCAAUCUCCUCUCUCCGAAAACCUAAAGGUUUACCUUAGAGUUCGACCUUUGCAGCCGAAGAAUUUGAAGAAAUCCGGAAAUGCUGGCGAUCAUAAUUCGAGGUCCGGACAUGUAUGGCCGCAGAACCCCCAGAAGAAGAAAGCGGCGAAGGAGAAUACUGUGAAGAAGAAGAGCAGCGAGGCUUGUAUAACGGUUAAUGAUGAUCACUCAGUAACAGUCUGUCCGCCUAUUGCGUUGCAAGAGACCAGGCGGAGUAAGUCUGAGGUUUACGAAGGAUUUUCCCAUGUAUUUUCUACGGAAUCAUCUCAGGGUGAAGUGUAUGGGAGAAUGGUUAGUCCUUUACUGGAGGAUUUUUUGAGGGGUAAAAGUGGAAUGCUGACUGCACUGGGUCCUAGCGGCUCGGGUAAGACGCACACCAUUUUUGGAAGUCCAAGAGAUCCUGGUAUGGUUCCAUUGGCUCUUCAACAUAUUUUCAGAAAGACAGAGUCGAAUGAUUCUCACAACUCCAGGUCAUAUUAUUUAUCGAUCUUUGAAAUAUACUCAGAAAAAGGUAAAGGGGAAAAGAUGUAUGAUCUUUCAGCAGAUGGGGGCGAAUUAACUAUGCAGCAGUUUACUAUAAAGGGCCUGAAAGAGGUUUUAAUUUCUAAUGCCGGAGAAGCUGAAUCACUAGUGGCUUGUGCAAUGACUAGACGGGCCACUGCAAUGACAAAUGCAAAUAGUACAUCAAGCCGGUCACAGUGCAUCAUUAACAUCCGCAGAGUUGCUAACCAAGACGACGUCAAGAAUGCAUCGAACUGUGCCAUACUAACCAUUGCUGAUCUCGCUGGAGCUGAAAGAGAGAAAAGAACAGCGAAUCAGGGGACAAGAUUACUUGAAGCUAACUUCAUCAAUAAUACAUCAAUGGUUUUUGGCUUGUGUCUAAGAUCAUUGUUUGAACACCAAAGGAACCCAAAGAAGCCACUGCAAAAGCAUUUCCACAAUUCUUUGCUGACCAAGUACCUUCGGGAUUACUUGGAAGGAAAGAAGCGAAUGACCUUGAUUUUAACUGUGAAAGCAGCGGAAGAAGACUAUCUUGAUACAUCCUACCUUCUCAGACAAGCUUCACCUUAUAUGAAAAUCAAGUUCAACAAUGUUGUGGAACCUUCAAACACCAAUAAGAGACAAUUGCAGAUGUUAUUUACAACUGAGGAGCAGAAAAGAACAAAAUAUAGUGUUCUUGAAGCAUGUGAGAACGAAGGAAAGGGACAUCAAGAGGAAGGCCAACUUCCUCAUGAAGGUUGUUUAAAUCAAAACUCUAUAGAGCCUCUAGAUAGUAGUACUGAGUGUCCACCAACGAAGUCUAGCCGUACAGAAUUGUCUGGGACUGAAAGAAAUCAUUUGAUUAUGCAAAACUUUGCUAAAGCCAUAUGGCAAGUCUUGAAGCAGUAUAGAGAUAAACUAAAGAGUGCAGAGAAUGAAAAUAAAAACCUUCGAGAAGAAAUUAAGAAGGAAAAGAUGAGAUAUUUUGAGCUGGAAAAGCAAUGGCAGAAUUCAAGAUGUAGUAAUUGCUCCAAGGAAGAUUGUGCUGAAGCUGCAUCCAUCCUAAUUAAAACUUCUGAGUUAAAAAAUGGUUUGGAGGAGAACGGAUUCAAUAGUGUUCAUGAGGUAAAUACGAACUCUUCCGUCCGAGUGAAGGAAUUUGAGGAGAAUAGAGCUCCAGAAGGAUGUGGUUCCUCUCCCUGUGAAGACAUAAAUAGUUGCUUAGAAUCUGAUGGAGUUAAAGAGGCACAUAUCAACCAUAUAGACAAGACCAGUCCUAGGAGUGAGUGCAACACGGUGAAUAAAUUUACAUAUGUGGAAGCAGAUGAUGGUUGCCUGACUGCAAAUCUUACAGAGUUAGCCUUCGGCGCCCCGCAGUCACAUAUCUUGGUGAGGCAUAACAGUUGUUCAUCAGUAGAGCUGGACAACCUCAGUGAACACAAUGAGGAAUCUACUUCAGCUGUAUCACCUUUACGCGAAGCUCCGUCUAUUCACUGCAAUGAUCAUGAAUGUGAAACUCAACCUGUACUUGAUACAUCAUUAAACCAAUCAACUUCAGAAAAGUCUGAAAGGGAUUCAACUCAUUUGAAUGAAGAAAAAGAACUCUUGGCGGAUGUUGCAUCUUGUCAAGAACACAACAGUGAUGCGCAUUGCAGUGAGCCAAGAGCUGACGUCUCACGCAAACUAGAGAAACCAAAAAGGAGACUUUUGCCUGCCUCGUCCACAUUAUUGAGGGAUUUCAGCAACAUGCAUGUCGAGGACGAUAUCGAGGUGUCAAAGGUAAACAGAAAUGGGAAACAAUCAGCUACGAGUGAAAAAAUCAGAACACAGGGUAGCAUCUCUCUUAUGCUCAUGCUUAAAAGAAAUCUUCGAAUCUAGUAAGUCCACUUUCUUUGAAAUUAAACAUUGUAUAGUUGGUUCCAAAGUAGGAAAAUUGACAUCUGAACUCCUUGGUUAUCAUUUCCAGUGGUACAAUGUUUGUGUAUUCUUCUUUGGUUUCUUGAUUUGGGUUUGUAGUUCUUUUUCUCCAUUGACAUAAUAAGUAAAACUCAAUCUAAAAUGAUCCUUAAAUACCUUUUCAA